Molecule: messenger RNA, 2454 nt
Organism: Syngnathus acus (greater pipefish)
Lineage: Eukaryota; Metazoa; Chordata; Actinopteri; Syngnathiformes; Syngnathidae
Gene: mtmr1a
Product: myotubularin related protein 1a
Exons: 18
Coding region: 219-2198 (659 amino acids)
Biological process (GO): dephosphorylation
Molecular function (GO): phosphatidylinositol-3,5-bisphosphate 3-phosphatase activity
Source: RefSeq, a predicted model, not a curated record
UCGUCGCCUUCGUGCAUCAUCAUUGCCAGCAUCUUUAUUUCAGGUUGGACGUUGCGUCGGUCCCGGUGUUUCUUUUCUUCUGCAUCCGGCUGCUUGUGUGCUUUUCUUCGUUGAGCUUGGCUUGGACCUGAUCCAACGUAUUUGAGGAAACAGAACCGAGUCCCGCCCCCUGGCCCAAAACCUACGCCUGCGAACCAGUGUCCAUCUCUCAGUCAGGGAUGGCAGACGAAGCCGGAACCGGGGAGGACCCAACUGGAUCUUGGACUUCGACCGUCAUCAGCAGCGAAAGUGGACCCGAUCCAGACAAUCCAUCCGGUGGUCACGUGGAGUGGUGUAAACAGUUGAUUGCAGCAACUUUGUCCAGUCAUAUCUCAGCCGCCUGUGACGUCAUUACCAAGGACUCUACGGAUGAGAGUCUCCGUUGCCACGGUGACGAAGACGCCGAGCAUUCCCCCGUCGCUUUGAAACCUCCAGCACAGAGACUGAAAAUGAGUGACAAGGCGACUGCAGUUCCUCUCCUGCCAGGGGAAAGCAUCCAGACAACCAUUGAGGACGUGAUGUAUAUUUGUCCCUAUAGUGGCCUUUUCGACGGAACUCUGACCAUCACUGACUACAAGCUCUACUUCAGCAGCACAGAAAGGGAAAGUCCAUUUGUUCUGGCUGUCAACCUGGGCGUCAUCAGCCGCCUGGAGACUGUGGGCAUCCCCAACCGAGGUGACAACACCGAAGGACUGGAGCUGGUCUGCAAGGACCUGAGGAGCCUGAAGUUCACCUACGAGACAGGGAGGGGCCACGCAAACAUAGCGAAGAUGCUGGCCUCGCGAGCUUUCCCGCUUUCCCACCAGCUGACCUUAUUCGCCUUCCGCUACGAGCAGCGCUUCCACUCUGACGGCUGGAAGGUAUACGAGCCACUGGCCGAAUUGCGGCGGCAGGGCCUCCCCAACGAGAGCUGGACCAUCAACCGACUGAACGCGUCCUACCAGCUGUGCGACACGUACCCCGCCACCCUGGUGGUCCCCGCCAACGUCUCGGACGAGGACAUCAAGCGAGUGGCGGCAUUCCGGGCCAAGCGCCGCAUUCCGGUGCUGUCGUGGCUCCACCCCGAGUCGCAGGCGGCGCUGGUGCGCUGCGGCCAGCCGCUGGUGGGCCCGGCCGACCGCCGCUGCAAAGAGGACGAGCGCCUCCUCCAGACUAUCAUGGACGCCAACGCGCACUCCCACAAGCUCAGCAUCUUCGACGCCCGACAAUUCAGCGUCGCCCGUAGCAACAAAGCGAAGGACGGCGGCUACGAGAGCGAGAGCGUGUACGCUAACGCGGAGCUCAACUUCCUGGAGAUCCCCAACAUUCACGUGAUGCGCGAGGCCCUCAGGAAGUUGAAGGAUGUGCUGUAUCCUGACAUCCAACAAGAGCGCUGGCACUCCAACCUUGAUCACACACAUUGGCUCCACUACAUUCAGCUGCUUCUGUGUGGAGCGUCCCAAAUGGCAUCCAAGCUGGAGCGUGCAAAGACAUCAGUGGUGGUCCACUGCAGCGACGGCUGGGACAGGACGUCUCAGCUGACGUCUCUGACGAUGCUCAUGCUAGACAGCUACUACCGCACGCUCCGAGGAUUCCAGGUUCUGGUGGAGAAGGAGUGGAUCAGCUUUGGACACAAGUUUGCUGCCCGCGUGGGCCACGGUGACGACGACCACGGCAACUCUGAGCGUUCGCCGCUCUUUGUUCAGUUUGUGGACUGCGUGUGGCAGAUGAGCCGGCAGUUUCCCGCAGCCUUUGAGUUCAACGAGCUUUUCCUGAUUACGCUGCUGGACCACCUGUACAGCUGCCUCUUCGGAACUUUCCUGUGCAACAGCGAGCAGGAGCGCGCGACCCAGGAGCUCCAGGACCAAACGGCGUCUCUGUGGUCCUACGUCAACAGCCAGCCCGAGGACUUUAGCAACCCUCUGUAUGUCCACGAGCGCCACAGUGUGCUCUAUCCGCUGGCGUCCUGCAUGCAUCUGGAGCUGUGGACGACUUACUACGCACGAUGGAACCCUCGCAUGAGACCGCAGGUGGCUCAGCAUCAAAUGCUGAACAAUCUGCUGCUGUUGCGGGUUCAACUUGAGCAGAGGGUAGAGGAGCUGCGCAGGGAGGUCCAGGCCAACUCUCCAGCGGCGUCGCCCGAACGCGCCGCCGCGAUGGCUGCGGUCACCCCAGUCUGACGGACACACGCUGGUUGGUGCCCAUUGACACGACAAGUUCCACAACAUAAGCGCUCCCCGAGAGUGGCCCUUACCUUUUUGUCAGAUUACAUGUGCAUCAAAAUACGUUGAAGUCACGUUGACCCCUCCCACGCACUAAGCUUGAAAAUGGGUGAUCGAUCGGGAGCCCACUGUGGUGUAAAUAUCUCAGGGCCUUGCCAAUGCAAGCAAGACUUAUUUGUCCCCAAGUAUUGGUAUAAACUUUUAGAUUUUUUUU